AUGGCCAGCAUUUUGCUGCAGUUUCCUCCCCCACCUCGAAGAAGUCACUUGACUGUUUUGGAACAAGAGGGUCAGUUGAAAGAUGCUCCGGAGUCUGUUCCAUUGUCAUGUUUGCCAGAUUAUCCUGAGAUUACAAUACAGAGUGAGAGAAGUUGUCGCCUGAAUGCACAUUAUGACAGCGCUCAGAAUGCUUUUUUAACACACGAGCAGACAUCAUGGAAAAGAUCUCUACAUGCAUGGUACAGUGGUGGUAUUGUCAAUAUGCUGGAGGAAUUAUCAAAUGCAAAGGAGGAAGUUCCCUUCUGGCUCUCCACGCCAAGCAGAGCAGCCUUAUCAGUUGUGCAGAAGUUGAAAUCAUUUCGCAUUUCAGUGUUCCCACAAAAAUCUAUGUCAAAUGAUGACCUGCUGACCAAAUACACUCAUGUCUCCAACUGGAGCAGAAGUCCCGUCCAAGUCUUGGCCUGGCAUCCCCAUGUCACCAAACUUGCAGUGGCCUUGAAAGAUGAUUCUGUGGUUGUUUACAGCUCAGGCAGCUCUCUGUGUCCCACGCUGAAACACAAACUACAGAAACAUGUCAUCGACCUUGCUUGGCAGCCUUUGUCAGCAUCUGUUCUGGCUGUGGCAUGCCAGUACUGCAUUCUUAUUUGGCAUGUUGAGCCCACAUCAUUGGCUGUAAGGCCUUCCUCAAGCACAGUUCAGAUUCUUCACUGCGGAGGUUGUUCACCUGUCACUAGCCUUGCAUGGAGCCCUGAUGGGGAUCAUUUGAUUUCUGCCUCACCCAGACAUGCCUCAAUCAUGGUGUGGGAUGUGCCAAGGGAGACUAGUGUAGCUUUACGAAGAGACCGGGGAGGUGGAGUUUCACUUCUGUCAUAUUCCACAGAUGGGUCAAAAUUAUUCACAUCCACAUUGUCACCCCUCUUCAG
Candidula unifasciata is the source of this 923-nucleotide messenger RNA. The record is from the annotation of a GenBank genome assembly. NCBI's taxonomy places the organism in Eukaryota, Metazoa, Mollusca, Gastropoda, Stylommatophora, Geomitridae.